Messenger RNA from Folsomia candida, 9947 nucleotides. Its product is annotated as phenolphthiocerol synthesis polyketide synthase type I Pks15/1. Gene Ontology annotation, molecular function: 3-oxoacyl-[acyl-carrier-protein] synthase activity; oxidoreductase activity; fatty acid synthase activity. The record is from RefSeq and is a predicted model, not a curated record. The transcript is spliced from 8 exons. Gene Ontology annotation, biological process: fatty acid biosynthetic process. Lineage: Eukaryota; Metazoa; Arthropoda; Collembola; Entomobryomorpha; Isotomidae. Bases 141 to 9734 code for a protein of 3197 amino acids.
AGGAUUAUUAUUAUAGGUCAGUCGUUAAUUAACAACUUCAAAGUAAACAUAUUUUGAGAAUUUGCUUCAAGAAAAAAUUUGUGGGUUUGUGAAAUUUUUAACGUUUCCUGGAAAUCUAAAUACUACUUUGCGUCUUUGAAAUGGGUGGAGAUAUAGGGAGUCAGAUGUGGGUCACGUAUGCCGGGGACGACACCGAGGCCAUGAAGUGUAUCGGCCUGGGACGCUCGCUCAAGCAAACUCUGACCACGAGAUCGCUUGGGGUAAUUGUGUCUGACCGUGUUUCGAAGGCGAUGGGGGAGUUAUUGGAAUCCGAAUUUCAAUGUUGCCGUCGUAUCAGCUCAGAAAGGAGAAGUGAGGAUGGAAAAAAUUUGGAAUUCCGCUCGUUAGCAAAACUUCACGCUCAACAAAUUCCUCAACUGAAAUGCAGCGUGUUUCUGGACUGCAACUGUCUUGUGUUGAAAAACUGUGACUCCAUAUUCCGACAGAAUGGGGUCCAGUGGGUCAAUGCUAAUCGCGCUCCGUAUGCGGCUAUAGUUAUCGACUCAAAAUUUGGCAACAAGACUGGUCAUGGCAAUAUGACGAACAUGAUAGUUGAGAUUGAAAAUGAUAAAAACUUUGCAAAAAAAUCUAUUAUUGAACUGGAGGAAAUUUACGGGAGACUUAUCUACUGCAUUGAGUCUGAUGUUUCUAGCGCAUAUCCGCAACCUUGUGGUGGCGACGAUGUAAAGAUGGCAUGGUUUCCAAAUUCUGGCCACCCAAUGGGGACAACGUGCAAGACAAAGGAAAGUUUCCAAAGCGAGCUAACCGAAUACUGGAAUUCACUCGUACUUUCUUCCACUUCUUAUGGCACACUUCGAGAACCUCUUUCAAACAAAAACCAUCAGUUGUCGACGUCAUUGUUGAAUGACUCUAUUGCAAUCGUAGGCAUGGCGGGUCGAUACCCGGGAGCGAAUAAUAUGGACGAGUUUUGGUCGCUACUUGAAAAUGGGAGGGACGGAAUGUCGCGUGUUCCAGAGUGGAGAUGGACAAAUGAAAAUGCCGUCAUCAUGAUGGAUGAUGUCCGUAAAACGGAAGCUGGAUUCCUUUCCUGCCCGGUUGAUAAAUUUGACGCAAAAUUCUUCACCACAAAUCAAUCCGACUUGGGAUACCUUGACCCUCAGCAACGUCUGGCACUCAAAGUUGUAUGGGAGGCAUUGGAGAAUGCUUGCAUUGAUCCAGCUAAGUUAAGGAACACACUCACGGGAGUAUUUGGAGGGUGGUGGAGAACAGAUUUUAAGGAAAUGUUACAUUUUCAAGGAAUUAAUGGCACCGAUUUUUUGCGUGUGUACAUGGGUAACGCUCUCGGACCAUUGACUGCAAGGAUUUCACACUUUUUUGAUCUGAUUGGCCCCGCCCUUUCGACUGAGAGUGCCUGUUCUACCUCAAUUGCUGGUGUUGAUAUGGCUUGCGAUAGUUUGAAAAACGAGAAUUGUGAUUAUGCAAUUGCGGUGGGAGUGAAUCUACUCCUCCACCCAUUCCCUCCAGCUGAUGGAGCUAUGGAAGGAAUUCUUUCUCCGGAUGGAAGAUGCAAAACAUUUGAUUCCACGGCAAACGGAUUCGGACGUUCGGAAGGAGUAGGGGCUCUAAUCCUGAAAAGAUUUCCUGACGCAAUUUCUGCUGGCGAUCGGAUUUGGGGACUGAUUCGUGGAUCCGCAAUUGUACAAGAGGGAUCAUCACGAAGCAUGGGGAGGCCUACAGUCGCGGUUGAGGCCAAAGCCAUGCAGCUUGCUCUCGACAGGGCUGGAGUAGACCCAAAUGAUAUCAAAUUUGUAGAAACUCAUGGCACCGGUACCCCCGUUGGUGAUCCGAUAGAGGUUGCUGCAAUUGCUCAAGUAUAUGGUGGAAGGAAUGUGGAUGACCCACUAAUCAUAGGAUCCGUUAAAACAAAUAUCGGGCAUACUGAAUCUGUGUGCGGUAUAGCCAGCAUUCAGAAAACCGUGUUGUCAAUGAAAUACAAUCUCAUACCAAAGCACCUACACCUUAAAGAUCUUCAUCCCGAUAUUGAUAUUGCAUCCAUUCCGGCAAUUAUCCCGAUCGAAAACGUUCCGUGGCCUAGUGGGGGUAACUCAACCCCGCGCAUUGCUGGUGUUAACUCCUUUGGAUUCACAGGAGCUCAGGCACACGUCAUUGUUCAGGAACCACCUGAAAUACAUUGCAACGAUUUCCAGGAUCUAAGGGACACCAGAGAGCUUAGGAUGCUAACCUUUUCAGCAAAAACGGAGACCUCGUUGACAGAGCAGAUACGUGCAUAUUCAACAUACCUUAAUGACUGCAAUUCUAAUCUGAAUGAUAUCGAAUAUUCCAUGCACAUUGGCCGAUCACAUUUUCCCUUACGACAAGUGGCCUUAGGAUCUACCAAAGCAGAACUUAUUGAUGCCAUGAAAAGUUUUAAAGCUGCAAGUCCUUCUUCGAAAGUUAUCAAAAAGUGCUUCCUAUUCACUGGGCAGGGCUCGCAAUACAUUUUAAUGGGGAGACAGCUAUAUGACACCAGCGUCAUAUUCAGGUCAAACUUUGACAGUGUCGAAGCUAUUCUUAUCCAUAAAUAUGGAUUCUCGAUCAAGCAAAGCUUAUGGAAUUCAGACGGUGACGAUUUCAAUUUGAAAUCAACUACGGCAAGUCAGACUUCAAUAUUCUGCAUAGAAAUUUGUCUCCUUCGGGUUUGGCAGUCUUGGGGUAUUACACCUGAUGCUGUCCUUGGCCACAGCUUAGGCGAGUUUGCUGCCAUGGUGGCUGCCGGAAUGCUUACUGUGGAAGAUGCCUUGAAAUUGGUUGUAACAAGAUCCAAGCUUAUCGAUGUCCUACCAUCGUCGUCAAUGUUGGUUGUUGCGACUAGCUUGCACAGUGUUUUGUCAUAUCUUGAAAAGGCAGGAAUGCAGAAGGAUGGAACUCACUGUCUGGAUAUUGCUGCUGUAAACUCAAUCGGCCAAACUGUUGUUGCUGGAGACACCAAACUCAUUGAUGGCUUCAGAGAAUUUUGUGUUAAUAACGGGGUAGUGACCCACAAAUUAGAUUCACAACACGCAUUCCACUCUAGGCACAUGGAUGGAAUGUUGAAAAAAUACGAGGAGGUUGCUGCGGGAGUGGAAUUUCAGCCAUCCCAAAUUACCUACAUUUCCGCGGUCGAAGGAAAACCCAUUUCUAUUAUUGAUGUCAACUACUUAUUGAGGCACACGAGGGAACGAGUUAAUUUCCUAGACGCCACACAACACGCCAUAAACGAGGGUUACAAUUUAUUCCUUGAACUUGGACCACACCCUGUGCUAUGUCCACUUGUUCUGAUUAACGGAGACGAGUUAACAAGUGAACUGAGGGUCCUACCAUCAAUUCGCAAGAAUGCACCUGAUUGGUCCACAAUCCUAUCAUCCUUUGCCCAACUUUAUUCCUUAGGCACAUGGGUAAAUUGGGAGAAUUUUCACCGUUUUUCUGCGGCAAAAAAGAUAGACUUGCCGGGGUAUGUAUUCGAGGAGAAAUCGCAUUGGAUGACACUCCAAGAUAAAGGGUCCUAUCCCUUCCAUCCUCUCCUUGGGUCAUACUUUCCAAACCCCUCAGAAAAUACGAUUUUUGAAUCUAAUGUGAACGUCCAACGCUUGCCAUUUUUGAGGGACCAUGUGAUUAUAGACAAGAUUAUCUUUCCAUGUGCGGGAUAUGUCGACAUGUGCAUGACUGCAGGCUUCGCGGACGUUAAAUGUGAAGAAGGGGCGUACAUAAGGCCAACCUGUCCCAUUGCAGUUACUAAUUUUGAGAUAUCGACUCCAGUUUGCUUAAGUGAAUCACAAGGAACAGAUUUUCAGGUCGUUGUUUCUAAGAAUAACGAAGGUGAUGUUGUAUCUACGAUUUAUUCUCGUCUGCAUUUAGAAAAAUCAAAAUUCAAAUGGGUUAAAAACGCCUCGGCCAGAUUUGAUGCAAAUCCAUCACCAGCAGAUCCAAACAUAUUAAAUUUCGCCGAGAUUCGGUCCAUGAUUUCCGAGCCAGUAAAACUAUAUUAUGACUACAAAGAACUAUUUGAAGCUAGCGAGCUGAGACUAGGCCCCUCGUGUCAAACUGUUUCAAGUGAAGGAUGGAAACAUCCUGAAAAUGAUUCUGAAUAUCUAUUUCCAUUCAAAUGUUACGAAACUCAAGACGACUUGGACCGCUUUAUAAUUCAUCCAUGGAUUAUUGAUGCCUUGAUUCAAGCAAAAUCUUAUAUAUUAGCUUAUCGGCGAAGAAAUGAAAUGACCAAGACGAAACUAUUGGUUCCCGUUCAGAUAGAGAAGUUUGUUUGGUGGAAUCACUCUGCAUCGUCGGGAUAUAUAUUGAUAAAACUCAACAAUAAUAAUAACGAAGCUCAUAUGUACGACGAUACGGGUAGACUCAUGGCUUCUUUAAUUGGCCUAGAAAUUGUACAGGCUUCGCUACAGAGCAUAAUGGCUUUGAUCGACUCUCAUCGAAGUUUGUAUCCAAUGAUGGCAGAGUGUGUUUGGAAUGAAACUAUGGGACCAGCGGAUAGGCGAAUCUCAGAUAUAGAACGGGGGACAAUUUCACUUCGCAGAAUUGUUGAAUCAGUGCCGGUGUGCACUAAAUUUACGGAAGCCGAAGAAUCCUUCUGUAACAGUUUGAAAGAAUCGACAUGUCUCUACAUGUUGAAGGCCUUGAUUGAUCUUGGAAUAAACGAUUAUACGUCCUUUAGCUGGCCUAAUAUUACAGAAAAACUUAAAGUUGUUAAAAACUUUAGUAAUUUUCUCCGUUAUAUUUUAUUGGAAUUGGUCCAUGAUGGGUAUUUUGAAUUACAAGUUGGACAACGAUCUGGUGAUCAAGUGGUUUGUUUUAUACCGCAACAAUGCCAUCAAGCUCAACAAUUGGAAUACAUUUGUACACGAAUUUCAAAACUGGAAGACACGGUUCUCGCUACACAUCCCGAACUGGCCAAUGGAGAUAUUAAGAAUGCCAAGAAGGUAUGGGCCAAUCUGGCCAAAAUCUUAACCGGUGAAAUUUCGUUGCUCGAUCUACUGGAUGAUAUGCCUGAGGAUAAACCGGGGGAAGGUCUAGAAGAAAUUAGCAAUACAAGGUCUUUGCUUACCACCAAACGAGAAACCCUAAAUCCAUUAACUUUCGCACUGUUAGGAAAUCUUUCGCAACUUGGAACAAAACCAGUCGUCCGAAUUCUAGAAGUAGGAAGUGGAGAAGGUGGGGUCGGCAGUGGAACAAUUCAAUUAAUUAAAAACGUUACUGACAUUGGAGUAGCAUGUUUUGAUUACACCUAUACAGAUCUGUCUUCCGUGUGUUUGAACAAAGGUAAAGAAUUAUUCGAAGGUACCGAAAUCUCACCCAAUUUUGCAGUCUUGGAUAUAAACGAGGACCCAUCAUCCCAGGGAUUUAUUCCACAACAAUACGAUGUCAUCUUGGCGUCAUGGGUCCUUCGUGCUAGCAAGGAUCUACAGAAAUCACUGAAUAAUCUAAUACUUCUUCUCAAGCCUCAUGGUUACUUAAUCUUGGACGAACUUGUAAAACCGUGCAGAGAAGUUAAUCUAACAUAUGGUGGCUUGGAUAGAUUUUGGAUUUUUGAGGACUUAGCACGUCGCCCUUGGAAUUGUGAACUUGCGCUUGAAGGAUGGCGGGACCUUUUACAAACUUCAGGAUUUUCAGAGAUUGUUGAAGUUGAAACUUAUGGAGGUUUUAACGCAUUGAUUAUGGCAAAAUUGGGAAGCAAAACUGCUUGCUCCGUUAUAAAUUCCGGACCAAUUAUAGCGUCUUUAGGCCCAACUUGGCUCUUAUUUGGCGAUCAUGAAGAAGGCUCGCUUACCUUAAAAAUUAAGCAACGGCUUCUAAAUAUUGGACAGAAUUGCGUUAUCAUAGUUCGUGAUGACGUUACACCAGACACAAACUCCAAUAUCUGCAAAUAUAUAGCAGCCCACACAGAUAGUAUUGUUGGAAUAAUUUUUAUGUGGGGAAUGGAACCUGGUUUAAGCUACCGGCAGAUAUGCGAACCCUUCCUCUACAUAUGCAAGCACUUAGCCGAAACUUCAAUCCCAAAUCCUCCAAAAUUGAUUACAGUCACUUGCGGAUGCAUGUGUACUAGUUCAAAUGAUUGCAUGACUAGCAUACCUGACUCCUCCCCAAUUGUUACGAUGGUACAAGUUCUAGGAAAUGAAAACAACGACUACAGAUGCAAAGCCGUGGAUGUUGAUUAUAGUGAAAAUGUUGAGGAUGAAAUAUUCUCUGAGCUGUUUCACUGGGAUUCCGAAACAAUGGUUGCCUACAGGAGAGGAAAACGUUGCGUUCCUCGCUUAGUUAACUACAAAGUGAAAAAUACGUCAAUCGAGAUACCUCGUACAGAUAAAACUAAGCUAGUUAUUCCACCAACAUUUGACAUAGCCGACCUUCAUUUUGCUGCAUUAAAAACUGAACCACUUACUGAAGGACAGGUCGAAGUGGAAAUCAAAUCCUACUCAAUUAACUUCUUGGAUGUCUUAAUGGUAACAAAACCAGAUCCUGCUUUCGAUUCAAUUAACCAGUUGGGUAUAGAUAUUGCUGGAGUUAUUACAAAAGUGGGGCCUGGGUGCAAAACCUCAAAGGUUGGAGACCGUGUUACUGUGCUUCGCCGAACAGGAGAUCCCCUUCCAAGCCAUUUUAACGCCCUGGAAGAGUUUGUCCUCCCAAUACCAGAUUUUAUGACCUAUAAUGAUGCAUCAACUUUCCCAUUGUCAGCACUAACUGUUUUAUAUGCACUCUCAUAUCUGUACAAGACGUCGAAAGAAGAUAUUUUACUUAUCCAUACAGCAUCAGGCGGGGUGGGCCUCAUUGCUAUUCAGCUGGCCCAGCAGAUAGGGUGCACGAUUAUUGUGACUGCUGGAAGUGAAAGAAAACGAAACUACCUAAAAACAUUAGGACUGAAAUAUGUGUUUAAUUCAAGAACGACUGAAUAUCAGUAUGACAUCAGAGCUUCACUUCAUGGACGAGGGGUUAGCGUUGUUCUUAAUUCAUUGACUGGAACUGGAUUUAAAGAAGCCACGUUAUCUGUUUGCGACCAUGGUGCCACAUUUAUUGAAAUGAGCAAAAUAAAUAUCUGGAGCAAGCGAGAAGUUCAAGAACUAAGAGAAGACAUAAGAUAUGAAAUUAUCGAUGUUUCUGCACUUCCCUUGAGCGAUCUAAGACCCAUUACAGAUGAUUUAAGAACACAGUUCACUGGUGGACUCGGAGACAAGCGGUGCCCAUUACCACUUCCCUAUACUUGCUUCGAAUCAUCUCGUAUUAAAGAGGCUUUGGAAUACGUUGAGAACGUGAAACAUGUUGGAAAGGUUGUAAUAACUAUGCCAGAACUGAACAAGAACGGUAUACCAUCGUACAAGAUGUUUUACGACGAGGCCACUUAUCUAAUUACUGGUGGAUUGGGGGGAAUUGGGCUGGAAGUAGCGAAAUGGAUGCUAAAUUCCGGGGCUAAAAAACUUAUUCUGAUUGGCCGCAGUUCGCCUACCCCGGAAGUAAGCCACUCCCUAAACAACUUACGUCAAGAUGGAAUAACCAUUACCGUCCGACAAUGUGAUGUCAGUGAUUUUGAGCAACUGCAAGUGCUAAUAAGGGAAGUACCCGGAAAUUAUCCAAUCCGGGGAAUAAUUCAUGCUGCUGGGGUCUUGGAUGAUGGACUAUUAGAGAGUCAAACUUGGGAAACAUUCGAGAACGUGUACAAAGCAAAAGUUAGAGGUGGCUGGAAUCUACAUAUGGCAAGCUUGCAACUGAAAUUCCCUUUGGAACACUUUGUAGUUUUUUCUUCAAUAACUGCAACCCUAGCUGCGCCGGGACAAUGCAACUAUGCAUCAGCCAAUUACUAUCUAGAUUCACUGAUCAAUUAUAGAAAUUGUCUGGGAUUACCAGGCUUGACCAUCAACUGGGGACAAUGGGGUACUGUUGGAAUGGCUGCAGAUACAAAACAUGCGUUCAUCAAACCAUUUACAGUUCAUCAAGGGAUCGCAGCAUUGGAGGAUGCAAUGAAAUCUCACAAAACUCAAAUUAUCCCAUACGAGGGAGAUAUGGGUUCCGCUAAAAAGGUUUUGGCUUCUGCCAGAGGUUUAUUGUCAAAUAUUAUGGACUCAUCAGAAGCAUCCGUUCUUCAAAUUGACGGUGAACAAUUUUGGAUAGAGUAUGAUUUAGCAACUGGGGUGGCUGAACGCAUGGACAUUUUGUCAAAAUAUAUCAAACAGAUUAUACGGAUUACAUUAAAAUUGAACGAAAGCGAAAAAAUUGAUGAUCACGCAAACUUCCAAGAUCUCGGUUUGGAUUCUUUGAUGAUGAUUGAGAUGAAGAACGGAUUGCAAUCAUCGGUGGGAAAACGAGUCAAAAUCUCAAUUAGUUCCGUGAAAGACUGUAAAACGGUUGCAGAAUUAUCCACUCGUUUAGUUGAUCUUAUCUCUGGAAAUAAACCUAUGGAUAUCUUGACACGAGAUCAGCUAAAAGACUUGGUGUAUAAUGAUGCAACGUUGCCAGACAAUAUUCAAGUAGAUAGCGAUCUUGCAUUGACACUGUGCCCAAUAACCAAAGUCGCCACGGUUUUGAUAACUGGCGCAACAGGAACCCUUGGCCCCUACAUAUUACGCGACUUACGGCAUCAGUAUCCAUCGAUUCAAAAAGUCUAUUGUCUGAUGAGACCCAACUCUCUACUCUCGACUGAUGAUCGCUUCUAUCGAUAUUUAGAAGAGAAAAAUCUACUUUCUCGCCAAGAGCUGGAAAACUGGGUAGAAACAAUACCUGGCGACGUUGGAAAAGAAUUAAUGGGCAUGAAUCCCACCACAUAUUCAAAAAUCUCGAGUGAAGUUGAAGCUGUGUUUAAUUUAGCAGUUAGUCCGGCGCAACCAGAAACAUACAAUGACACUAAAAGCCUGCAUAGCAGUAGAAUGGUCAACGUGCAGGGCUUCAAAUUCGUGCUCGAAUUUGCUGUGUCGAAUAGGCUGAAAUAUAUCUACCAGGGCUCAACCAUAGCAACGGAGCAAGAACUGGAUAAAGACGAAAUUUAUAAGGAAACUUGGCCUAGUUUGAAUCAAAUUGACCAAUUUCCCGACUCUGCCUACAUAAUUUCUAAAUUGAUUGCCGACAACCUAGCUGAACAAGCGGUUAAUCGUGGUGUUCCUUGUAAAGUGUUUAGGAUGCCCAAUAUUGGAGGGGACAGUCAAAUCGGUGGAAAUGUACCACUUGAAAGCUUUCAAAUUAUGCGCUUCUUAACCUAUAUGCAACUAGAAGUUAUGGCUGCCGUUAACGUCCCGCUAUGCAUGAUGCCGGUCGAUCUUUGCGCAGAAUACUCGCUAAGGUUGUUCUUUAUGGAGGACGCACCGUAUGAAAUGUACAACGUAAUUAACCCAGAGUUAGGUGAUGAACGUGAAUUUGACGAAUUAGCCAAAGAACUAGGAGUGAAUGUUGAUGUGCUGGAACCAGAUGAAUUUCUCAGACGGGCGGUACACUUGAAGGACAAUUCCCCAAUGAAGGAAGUUAUCAACCAAGUGAUUGAGUAUGAGAGAGACCAUGUAACCGUUGUCGAAGAACCACCAGCUUCCUAUGUAGCCUUCCUUUCGGGAAAGAAAGAUGUUGCAUGGAGCAAAAAGUUGGCCAGAUUUAUUCCUGACAUCUACCCGUCCAAGAUAAUGCCCUCGUGGGACAUACUCCGUAACGACUUGACCAUGGCAAAGAAGACAGGCAUUUUUGAUAAAUAUGGGAUUAAUUAUGUGAAAUAAUGUUUUUAUCUCACGUGCUUUUUCGAUUUUAAUUGUCUAAGGUACCAAAAUAAUGCACGAUAUAGGUAAGUAGCACCUCCAUUAUAAACAUUUAAGAGUUUUAAGCAUUACUUAUUAAAUACUUGCCUAAAGGGAGAAUAUUUCUUUUUCAAUCGUUUGUCAUUAAAAAUUUGCUUGUAUAAAUACGUUAAUAAAUAAAUCAUGCGCGUUUAA